Molecule: messenger RNA, 720 nt
Organism: Entamoeba invadens IP1
Lineage: Eukaryota; Evosea; Mastigamoebida; Endamoebidae
Exons: 1
Coding region: 1-720 (239 amino acids)
Source: RefSeq, a predicted model, not a curated record
AUGCCCUCCAAAAAGGAAGAGCUUUACGACCAGCUUUCUCAAUUAAAAAACAAAGUCACUCAAAUAGAAACGAAUUUGUCACUGAUUUCAAGUCGGGUGAUUCAUAAUGAAAUCACACAGAAAGACCUGCAAAAGCAAAUAUCUGAUAUAACUAUACAUAUGACUAACAUCCCACCUUAUGAUGAACUCAUUGCUCAAAAAACAUUUGAACCAUUCACAGACGAUUUGAAGAAGUUUACUGAAAAGGAGAAGUAUGAAGUGGUAUACGAUUCAAUCAAGGAUGGCUUCACUUCACAUACAAUUAAUAAUGUCAUUCAAAACAAGAACAAUGUGAUGAUUGUUGUCGAAACAAACAACGGCAACGUCUUUGGUUCUUUCUCUUCUGCAGUCAUCCCUAACUCCGAAAAGACGGGAUAUGGCUUUUAUGUAACAAAAGACCCCGGGUUCUUCUUAUUCUGUCUGGCUGGGAAAAGUGUUCUCAAGCCUAAAAAGUAUACUAAAAAAGACACAAUGUACUCUUUAAAAAUGUAUUCGGAUGAUAACGAAGAAUUUGUCGUUGGUUCACAUUGCGGGUUUUAUGUCGGGGCAACACGAAAUUCAUUCAUCUCAAAUAAGAUGCCACUGUUCUACAAUGGGAUUGAUAACGUCGACGAAAUUGUUGGAAUGCACUUCCCAAAUACUUUUACGGUGUCUAGAGUCUGUGCGUUAGUAUGGAGUUAA